Messenger RNA from Colletotrichum spaethianum, 840 nucleotides. RefSeq names its product protein YIP4. The record is from RefSeq and is a predicted model, not a curated record. Gene Ontology annotation, cellular component: membrane; trans-Golgi network. Bases 1 to 840 code for a protein of 279 amino acids. The transcript has 3 exons. Lineage: Eukaryota; Fungi; Ascomycota; Sordariomycetes; Glomerellales; Glomerellaceae. Gene Ontology annotation, biological process: endoplasmic reticulum to Golgi vesicle-mediated transport.
AUGGCAUCUACAAGCAGACGGGACGACUACGCCAACCCUCCCUUGCCUGACGACGACCUGAUCGACCCUGACGAUGGCAACAUCGGCUCGGGCUCCUCCUCGUCGCGGCCGCUCAACGAGAACGCCUGGACCUCUAGGAUACCUGGCGAAGACCGCGCUGCCCCGCAAAACACGAUUGACGAGUCGGUGUGGGACACCCUCCGCCGAGACCUGCUCGCCGUCUGGGCCAAGAUGAGGGAAGUUCUGUACCCCAAGUACCUGCUUGGAGGAACUAUGUUUGAUGCCGACGGCAUCCGAGGGGCAUACGCGAACAUCCGCGGGGCUGGACUUUCCGGCGCCCGCGAGGAGAUAACCGGUCUGGCCAGUCGUUUCAUGGAUUCGGAGGCACUUCUGUCGCAGAACAACAUGACACCGGGCCUGCGCGACUGGGACCUCUGGGGCCCCCUCAUCUUCUGUCUGCUCCUGAGUCUUCUCCUGAGUUUCAACGCACGAGCCGAUCAGAAGGAUAUUGUCUUCAGCGGAGUCUUUGCCAUGAUUUGGAUCGGAGAGGCCGUUGUGACGCUGCAGAUCAAGCUGUUGGGAGGCAGCAUCUCCUUCGCGCAGAGCGUCUGCAUCAUAGGAUACACGCUGUUCCCCCUCGUAAUCGCGGCGCUUCUCUCGGCCUUUGGCAUUCCGACCGUCGCUCGCGUUCCCGUCUACCUGUUCCUCGUCGCGUGGUCUCUGGCCGCAGGCGUGAGUAUUCUGGGGGGCAGCGGCGUGGUGAAGAACCGUGUCGGCAUAGCAGUGUACCCGCUAUUCGUCUUCUACCUCGGCCUGGGCUGUCUCUGCUUCAUCAGCUGA